This is a messenger RNA of Lytechinus variegatus (green sea urchin), 3097 nucleotides long. Its product is annotated as sperm-associated antigen 8-like. The record is from RefSeq and is a predicted model, not a curated record. Gene Ontology annotation, cellular component: nucleus; cytoplasm. Gene Ontology annotation, molecular function: microtubule binding. Gene Ontology annotation, biological process: positive regulation of transcription by RNA polymerase II. The transcript has 4 exons. The coding region runs from base 285 to 899 and encodes 204 amino acids. Lineage: Eukaryota; Metazoa; Echinodermata; Echinoidea; Temnopleuroida; Toxopneustidae.
GGCCAAACCACAUGCCACACAAAGGCUCAAAAGCCGAAAACCUGCCCUAACUUAGCGUCCUCGCUCAAUUGAGUUGAAGUGAGGUUCAGAUUGUUUAUUUUCCUAGUCGACAAGAGGUACAGAGAAGAAGAAAAAAAUCCGGCAUCUUCAGAAGUUCAGUUGACAGAGCCAGAGAGACUCAGAGAGGAGUCAUUUUCAAUUCUCAGUUCUCACUCGGAUCAGACCUAUUUAGGCAGAGCUCAUCCAUUUAUCACUUCAGGAAGAUCAGACUUCAUCAGCUCAACAUGGCAACAUUAAAUCCAGCAAGAACGCUUAACAAUUCAGGAGGAAGAUGCCUCAUGGAGAAUUGGGUGGAAGAGAGACAAGUUUACGAAACUGGGCUGGACAGUGCAGGAUUGAAUUCUGAAGAAAGUUACACCUCCAGCAGCUCUCUCCCGUACAAAGAUGGUCACAAAGGAAUCCUAACAAGAGAACUGGACACUCCCGUGGAGAAAGAAUCAAACAGCAUGGGCUCGUAUACGAAACCUGCGUGUUGUGGAGUUCGAACAGUUGGCCGUAAGAAGGAGUUGAUGGAGAGAGCGUUGUAUGCUAAAGUAAGCCAAGAGAUACAAGAUGAGGUCAAUGAGCCCCCUCCUAUCGCAGAGUACAAGUCGGUUACUCAGAAGGAUUUCUUUGAUGAUGACUUCAAGUCGGAGUUACCAGCUCCUCUUUACGAGCAUAAUGUCAACACUGAGCAGCCAAUCACGUUCUGGAGCCAGCAUAAAGAAAAGAUUCCAGGUGUAUCACAAGUCAAGACAUUAGACACACCAUUCAAGAAGAACUCAUCCUUCAGCAAGCCCAUCGCUGAGAGUUUUGAUCAGCCUCAGCCGUAUGAACAAGAGAAGCAUCCCUUCUUAUAAACCAGGAGAAUGACGGCAUGCUUUUCAUCACCAAACAUCAACUUAUUCUACCCUGUUGACCAAUUUAGUGGAGAAAGCGAACAUGAAGAUGCACCUGUGGACAGUAUGUAACUGCAUGUACAUGUACUUUGGUCUUACAUGUUAGUCUCAGAGCAGUAAGAUUACGAUAAAAAGGAAACUGUCUUUGCUUCUACAAGUAUUUUACUGGCGUAGGAACAUUCCACUACAUUGAGCAUUGUCCAGAGAGAACUUGCAGAUAUACUUACAAUAUAUGUAGUUAAUAUCUUUACUACUGAUUUCUGCUUUUUACAGGGACCACUUAUGUACAGUAGGCAACAAGUUAACUUAAUACCUCUAGGUCCUAUUUGCUCUCAUAGCAUCCAAAGCUUGUUAGUACGUAGUAAAUGGACAGAGUUAAAACUGAGAAGAGUCGUGUUGGUAACCUCUCAUUUACCGGUAGAUCGGACUUCUUGAACUAUAUUUUACUUGGAGAUUCAUUCACUAUUCUAAUUCAUUUCCACAUUACAAGAACGUGUAUCCCCAAACAAAUAUUUUUGAUAUGAAGAUAUAGAAAUAAAAAUGUGUUUUAUCAGGUGAAUUUGAGAUAUUAUGUAAAAUUUUGUUUGAUGAGAUGUCCGAUGGAAGGAAAAUAUCAAUUUUUUUCUUCUUUUUUAUAUUAAACCAAUCUUUAAACAUGGAAUGGUCUGAAAACUUUAAGAAUAUUAUCUUUGUAGCUUUCAAAUGCAAUAUUGAUAGUUAAAGUUAUAAGAUACAUGUAAGUGCUGAAAAGGCCAUUUUAGAAGAAACAUAAAACCAUUACCAAGCCUAGAGAGGGCGCUUGAUAUGAAAACAUUCCAAAUUUGAAUUUUUUAUGCUUAAAAAUCCUCUUGGCAACAUAGUGAUUCUAGAGUGAUGUCGUGACGUGCAUCAUCAUCUCAUGUCAUGAGUGAUGUUGAAAUGAUGUUACGGGUUGUGGCACAACUACAUAUAUGGAGAGAUUGUUUUGCAAUUACUUGCUUCGUUUGCCCCUAACUUUGGAAAUAGAAUGAGGUUUAUUUUCAAUUGGUCCAGUGCCAAUUUGUCCAAUUGCCAACUCGUCUAUUAUCAUUUGAUCUACCAUUAGUUCUUCCAAUAUCCACACUGUCUAAUUGCCAUUUCGUCCACUCACCAUUUCGUCUAAUAACCAGUUGGUCCAAUAGCCAUUUGGGCCAUAUACCAUUUGGUUUAAUUAGACUAAGUUUUAAUUGUGAAAAAUGAAUGAAAAUAAUGAGUAUGAGACUAACUGGUUAUGGAACAAAAUAGUCAUAGACCAACUGGUGAUUAGACGAAGUGAUGAGUGGACCAAAUGGUAAUUAGACCAAAUGUUUGUUAGAUGAAAUGUUGAUGGAUGGAACGGCAUUAUAAAUGAAGGUAGACCAUGCGGUGAGUGGACGAGUUGGCAACAGCCAAACUGGCAAUUAACCUAGAAUGAUUGUCUGCCAUUUCUUGUUCUUUGUGUCCCAAAACAAGGUUGCUUAAUUGCUUCUGCUAGUUUUGUACAUUCCUCUUUGAUGCCUCAUUUCACAUGGACUCUGUGCACAGAAAUCAGGCUGAACUUUGUCACAAAAUUUGUGAACAAGUCUUUAGUUUCCGAGGAGACCAUUUGAUAUUUAGAAAAAAAAUGUUGAUCUGUUUUGUAUUUCUUUCUUGUUCAUUCUCUUCAUCAAGCCUGUAGCAUGUAUUUGCAUGACACAUUUGUUUUGUAAGUGAGCUUGAUACAAAAAAUGCAUAAAGAAUGAAUUGGCGAAGAAAUCCUUUUUGUUUAGGUAUGUUAUAUUUAUGUUAAAUAUGAAUGGGUUAAAAUGUUCAAGAGGCCCAGGUAUUUAAUGAUUUUGCCAGGUUGUUAGGUGACCACAGUUGAUGAGGUCAUAAUCACAUGACAAAUAUCCAUGUCAUUAUUUCAGAAAAUAACCUUGUUUUGUUGAAACAUUAGAAACAUUUGUAUUAAGCGCUUUAUAAAUGUUGCAUACCAUUAUUAUUUGUUUAGUUACAUUGUAGUAAAAAUACCCAAUUCAACAUGCGCCUUUGAGAUAGUAUAAAGCCCUACCAAAUGCAUCUGCCAUGUUGGGUGUGUUCAAUAUAGUUUCCAUGGUAUUUUAUUUCGGUAAUUUUUGCUUACGGCAAUCACCCAAAAUUUUGUCCUGAAGUGAAAUUGAAAA